GGAACGCACACAAACUGGACCAGUCCUUCCUGCGCGCGGUUCCAGCGCGUGCGUUUCGAGCUCGCCAUGGGUUUUGAUCAUUGGGCCUCCAGCCAUCCCAAGGCCGCCGCUGAGCACAAGGGAUAUGUGAACGAGGCCGAGAUAGCGGAGUUCCAGGAGGCCUUCGUGGUGGACAACAGUCAGCUGAACACUGACUCACGUGGCAUCGCGUAUCGCGAGAGCAUGAACAUGAAGGACAAGCUCACUCGGAUCGCCGAGUUCAACUCAGUGGUCCGCGGUGUGGUUUGCAAGGCUUUGGACGGCAGCCAAUGGCUUCGUGUGGAGGAUCAGCUUUUUCUGCCGCUCCAGGUGGGCAACAAGGAGGUGCUCCGUCGCUCCUGGUGGGACGCCGAGGAGCCCCGGCAACUCGCCGAGGAGCUCCGCCAGAAACCGGCGGCCCAGGUGAGUCCUGCCAGAGACGUGGAGGAGGUGGAAGACUUUGUGAGUCCGCCUGAAGUGCGUAGCCUGGAGCCCGGCUCCGGAGCGCUCUACGAGGUGGUGUGCGAGCGCUUGCCCUUGCGGAAGGCGCCCCACCCCAAAGCCCCGAUGCAGGGCACCAGGCGGCAAGGGCAGAUCCUGGAGCUGUUCGAUUGGGACGUGCAUCGCCACUGGCGUCGCGUGGCCACGAAGCUGGGCAGCGCCUGGGCGGCGCUGGACGUCCACGACGCGGCGACGGGGCGCUGGACACCGCUGCUGCGGCCGCAAGGCUUGCCCUUCUCGCUGCGGCCACUGGACCCACUGUGCCAAGCGGCCCGGGAAGGUUCUGCACCAGAUGUCCAGCGCUUCAUCGGAGAAGGCUUGGCAGUGAAUGGCACCGACUUGGAUGGCCAGACGCCGCUGGCAUGCGCGCGGCAGAAGGAGGGCUGGCAAGGCUUAGUUUGCUGCGUCCUGUUGCUAGAAGCUAAUGCGGAUCCGAACCUGGCGCUGGGACCCGAGGAGCAGAUGCGCCUGGAAGUGGCGCAACUGGAGCAAGAGAAGCUGUUGGCGGUGGAGCAGGAGGACUACAAGCUGGCGGAGACCUUGAAGCAGCGCUUGGCCGCGCUGCGUGCAUCGCCGCAGCACGCCGUCACGUCUGCAGGUGCAACUGCUGCUGCAGAGCUCUUGAAGGCGUUGCACGGCCACGACUUCGAGGCGCCUCGGAUCCACCGAGCCUACGAUGAGCUCCGCGGGGUCACGAGCUCUGAGGUGCAGAACAUCCCCAGCCGUGUGGAGGCUUUGCUCCAAGAGGUGGCGCCGGCAGCUCAAUUGGAGAAGCUGCAUGUGAGCAGCUCCCGCACGGACUUCGGCGUCCCCCGAACAGCGCCGUCUCCCGCGCCGUCUCCUGCGGCAACCGCGGCGCCGCGAACCACGGCGCGGGCGGUCGCCGCGCGGGCGCCGCAGCAGGAGGAUGAUGAAGGGGUGCCAUGGCUCCAGAAUCAGCUCCCAAUCACUGAGAGCGACGAGGCGCGCGUAUCGGUCGUGAAGUAUCGCGUGCUGCAGAAGGCACCGGUCUUUCAGGAGCCUUCCAUGUCUUCCGAGCUCCUCGGUCAUUUGCCACAGCAUCAACUAGUGGAAGUCUUCGGGUACGACAUGAUGAGGUCCUUCGGCCGCGUCCGUGUCAAGCCACGGGAUGGAGACGCAAAGGAUGGAGAGCCCGGCUGGGUGCUACUGGAGGACGAGUUCAAGGGAGACUUGCUCAAAGCAGUGCGAGUCUGAAAAAGGUCCUUGCCAGUCUAAGAUAUAUACUUGAGAACAUGGGAGAAAAUAUGAGAACAUAUUACAGUGUCUCCCGCUACAUUCGGCAACUGUGAAGUUGGGGGCAGAA
Molecule: messenger RNA, 1843 nt
Organism: Durusdinium trenchii
Lineage: Eukaryota; Dinophyceae; Suessiales; Symbiodiniaceae
Source: the annotation of a GenBank genome assembly